AUGGCACAUUUAAUAUCUGGGCCUGCUAAAACGUCGAGCUCGGGACAAUUAAUUACACACGCUGGCCCUGUUGGCUUGAUGCGUACAGCAGCACAAAUUAUAACUCCUGGCGUCACCUCCCAGCCCCAAAUGAUUGUGAGUGGACCACCAAUUAUUCAAGGCGCCCCUAUAAUUAGUCAAGGAACUCAGUUAAUAGGACAAACAUCACAGAUUAUAUCACAAUCACAAUUGAUAAAUUCUAGUGGUCAAAUGUUAAGCCCUGGAACACAAAUCAUCAGUCAAGGGACCCAGCUAUCUGUGCAAGUUUCAAAUUCCAAUAAUUCUGCAUCCAAUAAUAUACAAGCAAGUGUAGCAUCAUCUGUUAGUGGCACACAGGUCCUUAAUGUAGGUGGGCAGCUUGUGAGUGGAACUGGUAAUUUAGUUGUAAGUUCAUCUGUGAGAACACUACCACCAAGUGUGAGAGUACUUCCCCCGUUACCACACCACAAUAACAGGCAAGUUUUAUCAACUGUCAAUGUGAGCACAGCAAGUGGAGUAUUAGUGAGCAAAGGCGUGCCAAGUCAUGUACCGAGAGGCUUAGCAGCUGGUGCCUCUUUGGCAGUACGUCCUGUCACUCCAAUAGCAGCUUCACAAUCAGGUUCAAAUCAAGGUGGCAGUGCAUGGUCCAGCAGUGGGAGGGGUCGUAGUGCUUUAGUGUACGGAGGUCGCAGCACUAUACCUCGAAGUACCGCACCACGGGCUCCCACUCCCACUCCCACUUCUGCUGCUCCCACGCUGGCGCCCGUCUCAACACCCACACCGCAGCCGAGUCAAUCGCCACAUUCUGCUACCAUUACUCUGCCCACAAGCACAGUUCUCACGUCCGGCGGCGUGAUAACCAACCCUCGUGCACCCACGCCGACGCCAAUGGCCACAGGGCCAAGACCGCUUCCACUGCUGCAAAGGAAUUACCAACCUGCCAAGGUCGUAGGUGUUGCUAGCGUGGGCGUGCGAGGCGUGGUCGGAAAUAGUGCGCCAUCACAGCUGUACUACGAGGUGCCCCGCGGCACCACGCACCCGCUGCCGCAGCACCAAACGCAACAGAACCAAACGCAGCACCAAACGCAGCACCAAACGCAGCACCAGAUCCAGCACCAGGUUCAACAUGCGCCCCAGAUUCAAGUGCAACACGCGGUGCAACAUCAGACUCAGAUUCAGACCCUGUCACGCCCCCUAACGCCGUACAAUCACACGCAGCCUUCUGUACAAGUAAGUGUUGUCAACACAAUUCAAACACUAAGCGAAAACCGACAAAUGCCUACAUCCAUCGCCACAUCAUCUGUGCUGCCAAGACCAUCCAUAUUGAGGAAACGAGAAAUUGAUGGGUCGCCGUCGAAGCUGAUGGGGGGCGCGGGCGGUGCAUACAGGGAGCCGUCCGCGGCGCCCGGCUGGGAGGACGUGCCGGCGGGCGCGCCCGGGCCCGGCUCCGGCUCCACCACCAUGUCGGCCGCCUCGUCGCCCCAUCACGAGGAGCCGGAGACGCCGCGCGCGCCCGACCUCUCGCCCAGGAAGAAGCCGAGGAAGCAAAUGUUAAGUAAUGAAGUGAGACAAUGCGAGUUUACUACGGAAGAUGCACCUCCGACGCCGCCACCGCCCGUAAAUCCCCUACCUAAACGCCCCCAGCUCAGUUCCAGCUACGUGUGCGGUUGGAGAGGCACGGCGUUGCACUUUGUUAGGCCGGCGGACGUCCGAAGGCGCGAGCCAAGGGCAAGGGACAUCCUCGCCAUCGCCAGCCAGCGGCACGUGCUCACCAGCGCUGAAGGCUGGAAGGUGCACCAUCUCACCGCUCAGAUGGACGACUUGGUCUCCUUGGAAGCAGAUGUCGGUGAACAGCUAGCAGGAGUGUUGAGAGCUCUUGAAAAUGCCUCCGGUCGUGCUUUAACGGCAAUACAGCCGCAUUCUCAUACAUUAUUAGAACUUAUAAAGGGUAACAUUCAACGAAGCAAGAUUGUUUGCGAAGGCAUACAAGAAGCUCGUGAGGAUAUCCUUCGAGUAUUUAAACAUAGAAACUUUGUGUCGGACAUUUUGACUAGGCAAGCUGAUAAACGGUGUUUUAGGAAACACCGUUCACAGUCG
This is a messenger RNA of Iphiclides podalirius (scarce swallowtail), 2115 nucleotides long. The record is from the annotation of a GenBank genome assembly. NCBI's taxonomy places the organism in Eukaryota, Metazoa, Arthropoda, Insecta, Lepidoptera, Papilionidae.